Messenger RNA from Amaranthus tricolor (Joseph's coat), 2612 nucleotides. RefSeq names its product putative ETHYLENE INSENSITIVE 3-like 4 protein. The transcript has a single exon. Lineage: Eukaryota; Viridiplantae; Streptophyta; Magnoliopsida; Caryophyllales; Amaranthaceae. Gene Ontology annotation, molecular function: DNA-binding transcription factor activity; DNA binding. Gene Ontology annotation, cellular component: nucleus. Bases 658 to 2214 code for a protein of 518 amino acids. The record is from RefSeq and is a predicted model, not a curated record.
CAAGCAAACUCAAAAAUGUCAACUCAAGUUUUUGUCACGUUCUUUAACAAUAACCCAUCCAUAGUCUCCGUGCACAGAAAUUUAAGCAUAUUAGCUUGUUUCACAAAAUACAACUAAAACCAUGUGUCCUUGUCUGUGUGAAUUAUGUAUCAUUUAGCCAAAAAACCGCUUGCAACUCAAGAAGCUAAAGUUUAUCUCUAUUAUGUCACUAGCCCUUUGGGCAAUAAAAUAUAACUCUCACCCGUGCAGGGGCCUCAGAGGAUACCUUUUCGAUCGCAAUCUAUUUGUAUCAGGAUAUUGGUCUGCCUUCUUUUUCAUCCUCCUUAGACUCUGCUUUGAACGAGGCUCAUUGGAAUGACAGUGAUAAUGACCAGGAACGGAGCGAAAAUUAAUAAAUUCUUUAAAAGCCCCAGUGUAAUUUCAAAUAUGAAUAUAUUCUAAUAACUUUGUUAAGACUCCUAAUUUUUUGGGCCCCAACUCUGACAAUGAUGGGUCAUUGCUUAUAUCAGAAAUUUUAGACCACAACCCAAUUACCCAAUUACCCAAUUCAGGAUCUUUAUAAAUUAGACCCACCAACAUAUUCUUUUCAUAAUACUUACAGUAAAUUGAAUUCAGUCUGAUACUUGUGUGUUGAAUUUGGUUCAAUAGAGAGUGAUCAUGGUGAAAAUAAAUGAGGAGCUUAUGGAUCCUUUGAGUGACGGAGAAAUGUCGGAUGAGACUGGGAGUGAAGUAGAAGACAUCAGUUAUGCCGAUCUUAAGAAGCGAAUGUGGAAGGAUCAAAUGCGUAUGAAGAUGUUCAAAGCCGAAAGACAAGCUGCACAGACAGAGGCAGAGGCUGCAGUCGAUGAGUUGACAGGCUCGAGCAGCUCGACUUCAACUGUAGCAACCCGAGAAGAAAAAUCGAGGCGAAAAAAGAUGUUGAGAUCGCAAGAUGCCAUCUUAAAGUAUAUGGUGAAGAUCAUGGAAGUUUGUAACGCGCAAGGUUUUGUGUAUGGAAUCAUACCCGAAAAAGGGAAGCCCGUGACAGGAUCUUCUGAUAGUCUUAGGGAAUGGUGGAAGGAGUCUGUUAAGUUCGAUCAGAACGCUCCUCAAGCACUGCAGCAGCUGAUACCUGUGAUCACUGCUGCAGUCGAGAAGGAGAAACUGUCUUUUUUGUAUAUGUUACAAGAGCUUCAAGAUACUACUUUAGGGUCUUUGUUAUCUGCGCUUAUGCCACACUGUAUCCCGCCUCAAAGGCGGUUUCCACUUGAGAGAGGCUUGCCUCCCCCGUGGUGGCCCACGGGAAAGGAGGCUUGGUGGGGCCAACAAGGGGCGGUCGCAGUGGAGCAAGGCACACCGCCUUAUAGGAAACCUCAUGAACUUAAGAAGUCUUGGAAGGUGAGUGUGUUAUCUGCAGUGAUCAAGCAUAUGUCCCCUGAUUUGCAGCGUAUGAUGCGACUCGUCAGGAAGUCUAAGUGCCUUCAGGGUAAGAUGACGGCUAAGGAUACAUUGAGCUGGUCGAAGGUUAUUGAUCAAGAGGCUCUCCUUGAGCUUACGAAUCGAUGUGUACACAUAAAAGAUAGAGACCGAGAUAGUGAUAGAAAAGGCGAUGCUCAGGCAGAUGAACUAGCCAUUGGGGGUACGAUAAGCUGCCAUUCGAGUAUAGGGGAAAGUAGUGAACAUCUUUCGAAUAAGAGGAAGUCCGAUACGUUUGAUCAAGAAAAGAUAUAUGCUCGCGGGAAUUUCGGGUGGCCACAAAAUGAAAUGGACUGCUAUUAUGUUCCACAUAGUAAUAGUGCAGAAUUUGAGAGUGCAUAUGCACAUCAUGCUACAGAUUUUGCCGGGUACAACUACUUUUCACACCGCGCUGCAUCCUUACCGAAUCUUCAAAUGGCGGAUAUAAGUAUGGAGUGCAAUGAUGUAAACCGUCUUCCUUGGAGUUGGAACGAUCAUGAUCAAGUGGGUGGGGGAGGAUCGGAAGUAAUGCAUAGUCUCGCGAUAGGUGCACAACAUGAGACAUACGACCAGUGUGCGCCACAGGUGUACGAUGGAGCGGGAAAUCAGACACAAUACUGGGGAUCUGAUGCUACACAAAUGGGUUUUGAUGCAGGGUCUCAACUUCAUAGGGAGAACAUGGAGUUUCAUCAUUUUCGGCUUGAUGAAGACUUGAACAAACAAGCAGAAGCAGCAACAGCUGCCACUUCUAUUUGGGAUUUGCAGUAUCAGGAAUCCUGAUGAUGAAUAAACAUAACAGCUACCACUUCGAUGUGUGGCGAUUACGCGGGUUUCGUUAGUAUGUGUAGAUUAGUUCAUGAAUGAAAGAUAUUGAUAUAAAACAAUUAGUUCUAUGAUUAGGUUUUGUUCAUUAUAGCUCUUCUAUUACCUUCUUUAUCUGGUUUGGAUGUGAGAAUGAAGUAUUAAGGCCAUACCUGAAGCAGAAACGUCUUGAUCCUCAAGAAUGAUGGUAGAGCGCUUUGCUUGUGAAGUUGAAAUCAGUAAACUACAUCGAGAAAAUCCUUCCAACAACCCUCUAAAUAUGCCUUUUCAAGCCAUCAAACCACUGCUCAAGGCAUCAAUACAACAACUAAUGGUGUUCAAAACAGACCCGACAACCCGAUAUUCACCCGACCUUG